Molecule: messenger RNA, 216 nt
Organism: Brenthis ino (lesser marbled fritillary)
Lineage: Eukaryota; Metazoa; Arthropoda; Insecta; Lepidoptera; Nymphalidae
Source: the annotation of a GenBank genome assembly
AUGCAUUCUGAUGUUGUUGGAUUAUUCACGUUGUUCAGAAAGCACUUGGACGAAGCAAAGAAAGCUGGAUUUUUUCUUUUAAACACGUGGACAAACAAUUUUUGGCAUAAUCAAUUAAAUCAGAUAGCGUGUGACGAAAUAUAUCCGGCUCAGUGUACAUAUACUGCUUUAGCAUGGAACUAUUUGCCAAUUAUACACAAUAAAUAUCAAAAUGCA